This is a messenger RNA of Alosa alosa (allis shad), 2104 nucleotides long. RefSeq names its product lectin, mannose-binding, 1 (gene lman1). The record is from RefSeq and is a predicted model, not a curated record. Gene Ontology annotation, cellular component: endoplasmic reticulum-Golgi intermediate compartment; endoplasmic reticulum membrane; COPII-coated ER to Golgi transport vesicle. Gene Ontology annotation, molecular function: D-mannose binding. The transcript has 13 exons. Gene Ontology annotation, biological process: endoplasmic reticulum organization; endoplasmic reticulum to Golgi vesicle-mediated transport; Golgi organization. Lineage: Eukaryota; Metazoa; Chordata; Actinopteri; Clupeiformes; Clupeidae. Bases 13 to 1545 code for a protein of 510 amino acids.
UGCAACUGAAAGAUGGCGGUGUCCAUAGCGAAGUGCCUGACUGCUGAUGUGUAUUUAUUAAUAGUAUCUAUAUUGUUAUGUCCUAUUUAUGCCGAAAUAGUUGCCGGCACUUCGACAGGCGAAGACACGCCACAUCGACGGUUUGAAUACAAGUAUAGUUUCAAAGGACCGCACUUGUCUCAAAGCGACGGCAGCGUUCCCUUUUGGGUUCACACUGGAAAUGCCAUCCCCAGCUCAGACCAAAUCCGCAUCACCCCAUCACUGCGGAGUCAGAAGGGUUCGGUGUGGACUAAAAACACUAUCAAUUUCCAGCACUGGGAGGCUGAGGUCACCUUCCGAGUGUCCGGCCGUGGGAGGAUGGGAGCGGAUGGUCUGGCAAUGUGGUUCACAGCAGGCCAGGGCUUGACUGGGCCCGUGUAUGGCGCAGCCGACCAGUGGAAUGGAGUUGGGAUCUUCUUUGACUCCUUCGACAACGAUGGAAAGAAAAAUAACCCCGCCGUCGUCAUCGUUGGCAACAAUGGAAACCUUGUUUACGACCAUCAGAAUGACGGAACAACGCAGUCCUUGGGCACAUGCUUAAGGGACUUCCGAAACAAGCCCUAUCCAGUCCGUGCCAAAAUCACUUACUACAAGAAGACAUUAACGAUCAUGAUCAAUAAUGGUUUCACCCCGGAUAAGGAAGACUAUGAGUUCUGUGCUCGUGUGGAGAACAUGGUCAUCCCAGCAGAGGGCUUCUUUGGCAUCUCCGCAGCUACUGGAGGUUUAGCAGACGACCAUGAUGUCCUGUCCUUCCUUGUGUUCCGACUAACAGAGCCUGGUCAACAAUUGCCUCCAGUUGAACAAGAAAUUCCUAAAGAAGAGCAGGACAAAUACCAGGAGGAGUUUAUGAACUUCCAACAAGAGCUGGACAAGAAGAAGGAGGAGUUCCAGAAGGAGCACCCAGAUGUGCAGGGAGAACCCGUUGAUGACCUGUAUGAGAGUGUGAAUGACCGUGAGAUCCGGCAGGUGUUUGAGGGCCAGAACCGCAUUCACCUGGAGAUCAAGCAGCUCAACAGGCAGCUGGCCAUGAUCCUGGACGAGCAGAGACGCUACGUAUCCGUCCUCACCGACGAGGUGUCCAAACGUGGAGCACAGACCCAGUCUGGCCAGGCUCCCAGUCAAGACAUUGACACAAUCAUCACAACACAACGUGAAGUUCUGAACAGCCUGAAUGACAUGAGGAAUUCUCUGUCAGCCUCUCUGAAGCAGGUGGACUCUGCCCAGCAUGUCCAGCAGGCUGCUGGGGGGGCCUUGAGCAGCUACGAGACCAUCCAGCACUUCAACGACAUCAAGGAACACCUGCACGUGGUCAAGAGAAACGUUGAGCAUAUCAUCCAGAAAAAUCCAGGUCCAAGUGAGAAGGUGAAAUGUCCAGAGAUGCCCCCUAUGCCCUCCUGUCUGUCCACCACUCACUUUGUGGUGUUUGUGGUCAUCCAGUCCAUCCUCUUCUUUGGAUACAUUAUGUACAGAAGUCAACAAGAGGCAGCUGCCAAGAAAUUCUUUUGAUAACAUCUCACUAUUCUCAUCCAAGCACACAUUGUGGACAUAAGGGAGUGUUGUUUAUUUUGUUAAUGGUUUUCUUUUUUUUUUUUGUUAAUUGCUGGUUUGUUUUGUUCAUAAAUGGUAAAUUAUUGUACUUGAAAACUGAAGUAUUUUCCUCGAGAGACAUUUUUUUAAUUCCUGAGUUUUAAUUUGCUUUGAAAUGCACAGAGUGAAUGAGUAAUUUCUGAAAUGAAUGUGUGUUCAUUAGGAUUCUCAAAGAAUUAGAUGUAUUAUAUUCUUUCAGAUGCUGAGAUGACAUGAAUGGAAAUUCAUCCUCCCCAGUCUAUUUUUCAGUUCUCUGAGCUCUGCCUUCAAGAAUUGAAGCAGAGCUCACAGUGAGCUCUGCCUUCAAGAAUUGAACCACAGUCCCAUCUCAAACAUUGAAACCUGUGGCAAAUAAGGCUUGCAUGUGACCGCCAUAUUGGCAAUCGCAAUCAUGACUGAAUAUUCUGAAUGUGUGUUUUUGUAUGAUUGAAGUGUUUGAAGAAAAAUAAUUAUUUACAUAAAUUGAACACAAACCAGA